AUGUCUGCUCUGACUAACAAACCGGACACGCCAUCCAUCCCAGUGAUCUCUUUCGCCGACUACAGCGCCCUCGCCCUCCCCCAACGCCGCCACACCGCCACCCAACUCGUCAACGCCUGCACCAAGUACGGCUUCGCCUACAUCACCGAUCACGGCGUCCCCGCCACCACCAUCCAACGCGCCUUCGACCUCUCCGCUCAGUUCUUCGCCAGCCCCGUCGCUUCGAAGAUGAAGGCGCCGCACCCGCCUGGUUGGGCCGUUCAUCGCGGUUACUCGUGGCCCGGACUGGAGAAGGUCAGUAAUGCUACUUCAAGCAACGGAGAUGGAGGUGCAACGGAGGGGAACGGGGAUGGGAAUGAGGAGAUCGCAGCACAGAUCGCCGCGCUGAGGGAGAUUACGGACGUGAAGGAGAGUUUCGAUAUUGGGUCAGAUGGGAAUGCUGAGCAGCCGAAUCAGUGGCCGCCGGAGGAGUUGUAUCCGGGGUUCAGGGGGUUUAUGACGCAGUUCUAUGAGGAGAUGAAUCGCGCUGCUAUGCAGGUGUUACGGGCGCUGGCGCUUGGGCUGCUCAGCGAUGAUGACGCUGGUGAAGAAGGCGAGCUCGACGAAGACGCCUUCGCCAAGCUGCAUUCAGGAGCGUAUAAUCAGCUUCGGCUGCUGCACUAUCCGCCGAUACCGAUCGAUGAGGUGAGCGAGUAUGGCAAGACCAAGACCAGGAUGCCGAGUCACACAGACUGGAGUACUAUCACGCUACUCUUUCAGGAUUCGGUUGGUGGUCUGGAAGUGGAAGUCCCGGAAGGUGGAGGUAAGUACAUGGCUGUUCCGCCACUUCCAUCAGAUCCAUACGCCAUGGUCAUGAACGUCGGCGAUCUUAUGGUCAGGUGGUCGAAUGAUCGAUUGAAGUCCACUGAGCAUCGGGUUGGGCUUCCCCCGGUGAUCAAGGCUGUCGAUGGGUCCAAUGGAUCCAACGGAGCUGAGGGCAUGACGAAAGCACGCUAUAGCAUUCCUUACUUCUUGACAACGGACCCGGACUUGAAGAAGGCAGCAUGA
Messenger RNA from Cyphellophora attinorum, 1047 nucleotides. RefSeq lists its product as uncharacterized. The record is from RefSeq and is a predicted model, not a curated record. Gene Ontology annotation, molecular function: dioxygenase activity. Lineage: Eukaryota; Fungi; Ascomycota; Eurotiomycetes; Chaetothyriales; Cyphellophoraceae. The coding region runs from base 1 to 1047 and encodes 348 amino acids. The transcript is spliced from 2 exons.